Molecule: messenger RNA, 5533 nt
Organism: Nycticebus coucang (slow loris)
Lineage: Eukaryota; Metazoa; Chordata; Mammalia; Primates; Lorisidae
Gene: NCOA7
Product: nuclear receptor coactivator 7
Exons: 16
Coding region: 706-3537 (943 amino acids)
Biological process (GO): regulation of transcription by RNA polymerase II; response to oxidative stress
Cellular component (GO): nucleus
Source: RefSeq, a predicted model, not a curated record
UGACCACCUGCAACUGAAUUGUGGAAGGUUUUGCUCCGCCUUCCAGAAAAGCCGUUAGCUUAAGCAGCAUCAGCAACCCCAAGGAAGGAGGCCGCUAGCUAUCAUGUCUGCGUAGAUGCCUGUGACACACCGAUACCAAACCAGCUGCAGGCUCUUGAGAUUAGUUUGCGCGUGUAAGGGUAAACCCCACUGCUCGAACCACCUAGUCAUCUUGCAGGGCUGGUCAUGGGACUGCAGAGGGAAAAGCAGCACCCAACGGGGGACGGGAAGCUCCAGGCACAGACCCCACUGCUGAUGCAGACCUUCCCAGCCAAAAGUUCUGUCGGGUCUCUGCCAAGAGUUGGCUGGAGGGGCCAAUUGCUACAUUCCUAUUGCUGUAAUGAUUGCAAUUUGGCAGCAUCCAGGGUGUUGUACCGGGAACGGGAGGGGGAGGCGACGGGGCGCCUCUUUGCUAAAUGCAACGCCGAAAGGACAGAAGGAUGAAUUUAUUGUACCCAGCGGUCCCCAGCUGGAAGGAAAGUCAAGGGGCAUUAAAGCUCCGGGAGACGCUGUAACUCCAGCUGUGCUCGCAAAGCUUUGCUUCUCACGAAGAGCCGGGGCCGAGGCGGGCCACGCGCAGGGGAUGCGGCGUGGGGCGAGGGUUAUGACUCAUCGAUCUUGAAAAAAAGGACUUUUCCAAAUACUUUGCACUUUUGAUUGUGUAGUAUGGAUACCAAGGAAGAGAAGAAGGAACGGAAACAAAGUUAUUUUGCUCGAUUGAAAAAGAAAAAACAAGCCAAACAAAAUGCAGAAACAGCCUCAGCUAUAGCUACAAGGACUCAUACGGGGAAAGAAGAUGUUAAUACCGUCAUUUUACAGCAAGACAAACGCAACAAUGCUGUGGAAGCAGAAUAUGUUACUGAUGAGAAGAAAAAGAGAAAAACUAACCAGUUAAAAGAGAUCAGACGUACAGAGCUAAAGAGAUAUUACAGUAUGGAUGACAAUCAAAACAAAACACAUGAUAAAAAAGAGAAGAAGAUGGUGGUUCAGAAGCCCCAUGGUACCAUGGAAUACACAGCGGGAAGCCAGGAUACCCUAAACUCCAUAGCACUGAAGUUUAACAUCACUCCCAAUAAAUUAGUGGAACUGAAUAAACUCUUUACACAUACUAUUGUUCCAGGCCAGGUCCUUUUUGUGCCAGAUGCCAACUAUCCUUCCAGUACCUUAAGGCUGUCAUCGUCCAGUCCUGGUGCUACUGUCUCUCCCUCAUCGUCAGAUGCCGAAUAUGACAAACUGCCUGAUGCUGACUUAGCACGAAAGGCCUUGAAACCCAUCGAAAGAGUCUUAUCAUCUACUUCUGAAGAAGAUGAGCCAGGUGUGGUGAAAUUUUUAAAAAUGAACUGUCGAUACUUCACUGAUGGAAAGGGUGUGGUUGGAGGCGUCAUGAUUGUCACUCCGAAUAACAUCAUGUUUGACCCUCAUAAGUCCGAUCCCUUGGUUAUCGAAAAUGGGUGUGAGGAGUAUGGCCUCAUCUGCCCCAUGGAAGAGGUUGUUUCCAUCGCCCUCUACAAUGACAUUUCUCACAUGAAGAUUAAAGACGCCUUGCCAUCUGACCUACCUCAGGAUCUUUGUCCUCUGUACAGGCCUGGAGAAUGGGAAGACCUGGCUUCAGAAAAGGACAUCAACCCAUUCAGCAAGUUCAAAUCCAUCAACAAGGAAAGACGACAGCAGAGUGGCGAGAGAACCAUUACUUUGGAUUCCAAAUCAACAGGGCCUUUGGAGAAAUUGACAGAACACACACAUAUGAAGCCCUCAGGCAGCUCUGUGUCAGAAAAAUUAAGGAAACUGGAAUCUUCCAGGGAGACAGCCAGUGACUCUUCCACAGUGACUAAGCUCAACAAGGGACCUUCUGAUACUCACUUUGCAUUUGAAUCUUUAGCCAAAGAAAACUCUCUUUUAGGGGAAGAUGAUGACUUCGUGGACUUAGAAGAACUUCCUUCUCAACCUGAUAGUGGAAUGGACAAAAGAGACCCCUCGAAGGAGUGCCUUUUUCUCAACUCAGAAGAGCGGAAGAAGGCUGAGUCACAGAGAAUCAAUUCUGCUAUGGAAAAGCAGGUGCAGUCAACCUUGAACUUUUCAGAAGCAGGGAAUGAUGCUGAACUGAAGGGGGCCCUAGAUUUAGAAACCUGUGAAAAGCAAGAUAUAAUGCCAGAAGUGGACAAACAAUCUGGAUCCCCAGACAGCCAGGUGGAAAACACCCUGAACAUACAUGAAGAUCUAGAUAAAGUUAAACUUAUUGAAUAUUACCUUCAUAAGAACAAAGAAGGGUUGCAGUUAUCUGAAAAUUUGCAGAAGGCAGAAUUAAGUGAUGGCAAAAGUAUUGAACCGGUGGGAAUAGACAUCACCCUUAGUAGUUCUUUUCCUCAAGCAGGCGAUCCCUCAACUGAGGGCAAUAAAGAACCAGAUAAAACCUGGGUGAAAGAGAGAGAGCCCCUUCCAAUGAAAAUGGACCCUUCUACGGAAGAAAGCAUGAUUAAAGAGCCUCUAGACCCCUCUCUGGAAUCAACUCUGGGCAACAGCCUUGAAGGCACACAAACAGAUAAUAAAUCUGAAAUUCAGUUAUGGCUAUUAAAGAGAAUUCAGGUACCCAUUGAAGACAUGCUUCCUUCAAAAGAAGAAAAAAGCAAGACCCCACCCAUGUUCCUGUGCAUCAAAGUGGGAAAACCAAUGAGAAAAUCCUUUGCCACUCACACCACAGCCAUGGUCCAACAGUAUGGCAAACGAAGGAAGCAGCCGGAGUACUGGUUUGCAGUUCCUCGGGAGAGGGUGGAUCAUUUGUACACGUUCUUUGUUCAGUGGUCUCCUGAUGUCUAUGGGAAAGAUGCCAAAGAGCAAGGCUUUGUGGUGGUGGAAAAGGAAGAACUGAAUAUGAUUGACAACUUCUUCAGUGAGCCGACGACCAAGAGCUGGGAGAUCAUCACCGUCGAGGAGGCAAAGCGCAGGAAGAGCACGUGCAGCUACUGUGACGAGGAGGAGGAGGAGGCGCUGCCAAUUCUGCAGCCCCACAGUGCGCUCCUGGAGAACAUGCACAUAGAGCAGCUGGCCCGCCGCCUUCCAGCAAGAGUGCAAGGGUAUCCAUGGAGACUGGCCUACAGCACAUUAGAGCACGGGACCAGCUUGAAAACACUCUAUCGAAAAUCGGCAUCACUAGACAGUCCUGUCCUAUUGGUCAUCAAAGAUAUGGAUAAUCAGAUUUUUGGAGCAUAUGCAACUCAUCCUUUCAAGUUCAGUGAUCACUAUUAUGGCACAGGAGAAACUUUUCUCUACACAUUUAGCCCUAAUUUCAAGGUCUUUAAGUGGAGUGGAGAAAACUCAUAUUUUAUCAAUGGAGACAUAAGUUCUCUAGAACUUGGUGGUGGAGGAGGACGAUUUGGUUUAUGGCUAGAUGCUGAUUUAUACCAUGGACGAAGCAAUUCUUGCAGCACUUUCAAUAAUGAUAUUCUUUCCAAAAAGGAAGACUUCAUAGUUCAGGACUUAGAGGUAUGGACAUUUGAGUGACAUUCAGACUGCCUUAAAAUACAACAUUAAAAAGACUGGGUUAGAUCAGCCCUCCUAACGCUGGCUGGAAGAAGUCCCAGCUGAGGCUGCCUCGUACCACCCUAAUGCUUUCCUUUCUGCCAUCAUCUCGAGCGCCAUCGCCUUGCAGAAAGACUCCAGAAAGUACACGUGCAGGGCAGGCACUAAAGAAAGAAGUUCCAAGUCUACAUUGUUGAAAGACUUUGUAUGUACUGCUACUUCCUUCAAGUCCACACAGUGAGGAAUCGGAGUGUUUAUAGAUGUAUGAGUUGAAUGCAAUUUUUAUUUUUGGUAACUGUGAAAAAAGAUACUGUGGAAAUAUAUACAUGCCUUGUGUAUUUAUCGGCAUAAUUUUCAUUACCAAAAUGUAUAGUUAUUGUUUGCCAUUGUUUAGAAAACAGGUUAGCCUUGUUUAGAAAAAUUGAAAGUGCACAGCACUUCAAAGGGAAUAUAUGAUUUUUUUAAACUUUUAUUUAUUAUUUCUAGUACAUUGUCUGAAAUAUGUUGGCAGUUUUUUUUUCUUUUAUUGUGUCAAAUCUUGAAAUACAGAAAUGUAUACAUUUUGUGCUGUGUUUUGGAAACAAAUCCAUUUGCUUUAUAUAGUUUUAUAUUGUCUUUUUUUUUUUUUUUUGCCCUGAUUGUUUAGGGUGAUAAGUCUUAAGCAGCAUAUAUAUAUAUAUAUAUAUGUGUGUGUGUGUGUGUGAGUGUGUGUAUGUAUAUGUGUAUAUACAUAUAUAUGAGUGUAUAAUUCUGAAUUUUUAAAAACUCAUCACUAAUAUUGAUUUGACUAUUAUAGGCCAUCUUUCCAUUUAGUCAUUAAAAGGUACAUUUUCAGUUACCCUAAACAUAUUUGUGUAAAGAAGAAUAUACAAUUUCUUAUAAUCUUAAGUUGAUAUUUACAGAAAUGGAUACCUUUAUGAAACUAGACUUAUGAAAAAACCCUGCUUUUGAAACGAAAAUGUUUUGCUUCUUAUAAAAUGAUGUGUGUUAAUAACAGAAACUUUAUUUUCAUAGUGUUUUUUGCAUAACUUUCCCAAGCUUUUACAGCAGGCCUCUGUUUCCAAAAGGGACUGAGUGUUUUAAUUUCUAUGUUUUUAAAAAAUCAGAUGAAAAAUGUCAAAUUAGACCAAUUGUCUUGGUUUUUAGACUUGUUUGAGAAAAAAAAACAAUGCAAAGAAAUUCAUUCAUACCAAAAUUGGAAUAAAAAAGAAAAUCUAUUUUUUAAAUAACCCAUUUUCACAUCAUAAAACAUGUUCUAUUAGAAACAAUAAUAAGGCCUUGUUAAAAAAUUUAAACAAUAUUAUUGAUUGCCAGAUUUUUACGAAAGCCAAAGACUGCUAGCGGAAAAAAACUUCAAAUAAUAGCCAAAGCUGAGAUGUGGUCUAUCAUAAAUUACUUCCUCAAUAAUCUUUAAAAGGAAAAAAGUUUUUUAAAGUACUUAAGUAUCUGCAUUUUAAAAUAAUUCUUAGAAUAUUUCCUUUAGAUUAUUCUCCUUGUGUAGACUAUUGGUAAAAGCCUAACAUUGUCUGGUGGCCUCCUGUCAGACCCACAAUUAUUAUAAUCUAUUCACAUUCCAUACAAGUUUAAAUGAAUGCUAUAAAAUUUUAAAUCUAUAACCUGGGUGUACUUUUCACCCAACUUCUCCUCCUGAGAACUUUUGAUUAACAGCAUAUUAGCAGUUUCACCUUGCUCAUUAAGUAAUCUUUUGGUGUCAGAUACCAGGAAUGUCUCAAGAUGAUCACAUUUACCAUUUGCGCCAUUUGUAGCCAUACGCUAUUAAUAAAGUGAUCAUUUUGCGUAUAGUUCACUCUGACCUAGUUUAGUCCAUGCUACUUUACUUGUGAGAGCAUAUCCAGAUGCUGUGUUUUCUCUAUUUAAAACAGUAUUGUCCAAUCAGAAAUGUGGAUUUAUGAAUACUGACUAUAUGUAAUGCAGUGCUAACCCAAUAUUUUCAAUAAAGGAAUUUAUGCAUUCAGUG